Molecule: messenger RNA, 3081 nt
Organism: Phytomonas sp. Hart1
Lineage: Eukaryota; Euglenozoa; Kinetoplastea; Trypanosomatida; Trypanosomatidae
Source: the annotation of a GenBank genome assembly
AUGAGUCUUUUCAAAGGUUCGAUUUUAGAGGCUCCGGGAGGGGUGAAUGGUUCGAGGAGGGAUUUUCUCCUGAAUCAUGAACGUUUAGCCAUCGAGAAGCUCGCGCUUGUGCGGGAAAUGUUAACAAAUGUGAUUGCUCGCGCGAAGGUCUACGGGGAUGGGUUUCAACGCCGACGCUACGAGGGGUACUCCCCGGAGGAUGUCUACCGCGCGGUUGCCAUUCUCCUUGACGAGGGGAAGGCGGAUUCUUUGCAGGAAAUGCUGACGGAGAUGUUAAAAGACUACACGAUGUAUCUGACCAACGAGCUGAAUUCAUUUGCUCAAGCCUGCGGCUUGUCAAAUCCGAUCACCAAUGAAAGUUCUUCCCCCCCGGAGGAGGAGGAAGCCGACGAGGAGUGGUUCGGUGUGGAUCUCACCGCGAAUAAAGAAAUUCCCGUGCGGUGUUUUAAUUUUUUGAUGGACACCUGGGAGAGCUUUUCCUUCGCGAUGGAGGAGCUUCAGCUGGUUUGGAGUUCUUUUGUCUAUCGUUAUUUGGUCAAGGCGACGAUUUACAAAGGCAUCAUUGAGGCGACGAUGGGGUUUUGGAUGGACGCGUUAAACGAGGUCCCGGCGGUCUUCGAGGCCUCACUCGAAGGGUUUAUGUGUUUACUGCGGGUGGAUAUCGCCACCGACGGCGCCCUCCCCUCCGCGCGAACCGACGAAGCCGGCGGCGGCAAAGGCGAUUUGGCCGCCGUAUCGGGAAAAAGGGCCAAAUGGGGCGAAAGCGACGCCGAGCCGCCCCUCCACCGCGCGGGGGAUUGCCCGACGUCCUCGCAGCCGCCGCCGGUGUCGGGCUUUUCGGGGUUUUCGACCUCCCCGUCGAUCUCGCGGUUUCGGCGCUUUAGCGAAUUACUUUUUACUUCGCAGCAGUACUUGCCGCGUUUACAGCCGAUGGUGGUGGGGGCGGUGGCGGGGUUUUACCGCAGCGCGGCGGCCGCGAUGUUGCGAGGCGGGGUCCCCGCGUGGGAUUAUUUCAACUACGCCCAGCAGGCCAUUCGGCGCGAAAAGGCGCGCGGGCGGGCCUAUUUUCCCCCCCAAACCGCCCUGCAAAUCCACCAGAUCGUCCUCCGGGAGCUGUUGGGAGAGGUCGGGAUAGCGGUCUUUCGGCGCGAUUGCGCGGGGCUGCUCUGGCGCGAUUCCUUCUGCGAGCCCAGGGGGGAGGACGCGGGCGGCGGCGAACCCGACAAAGACGAGGGGAUCCGGACGCUCGGGCUGGUGUGGGAUCUUCUUUUGCGCACCACGCAGGCCAACUUGGACGCCGUUGUUGGGAUUUUCCGCACCAACGUCGAGAAAAUCACCACCGCGCUGGCGGGGAAAAUCGCCGGCUUGCGGCGCACGGAGGCCGCGACCGCCGCGGGUUGCCACCGGGCGGUGGAAAAGUUGCUUGUCUUUAUUUAUCUCCUCGAGCGGGCCGUGAUCGAGUGCUUUUCCACAAACCGCACAGUCUUCCGCGCGCAAAUCGACAAGGGCCUCCAAGCGGCGUUGGCCGAAUACCAUUCCCCCGUCGCCGAGCACCUCGCCGCAUUCACCGAUGCCAUUUUUAAGAAGCUGGAGCGCGGGGAACUUCCGCUGGGGGAGCUGAAAAUGAAACCGAUAGCUUCUUAUCGACCCACGGAGUUCGUUUAUCGGACGGAAGACGACGCGAAUUCGAAUACCAUCCAACAUUCUGAUACUAAUAGUCUGGCAGUCUCGCGAGAGGGGGAGGCAGGGGGCGAGCGGGAAGAUCCCGCGCCCGCAAGGCCGACUUCGCGCGCGUCGCUGAUUUUUACCAGCGGGAAUGAUUAUUUCGAGCAAAUCGUCUUUGCCAGCGUGCACUUUCCCUCCAACGAGCUUUUUGGGCAUUUCUACGCCCAGCACCUCUUGCGCCGCUUGCUAAACCCCGGCCGUUCCAUCAAUAUCACAGCCGAGCGGUGCUUUUUGAAAUUUUUUGAAGCCGUUUACGGCUCUUUGUUCGCCCAUCGGUUCGAAGGGAUGUUAGGGGACAAGGAGAAGUCCGAAGAUUUGACCGAACGCUAUCAAUUGUGGGUCUCAUCCAAAGGGGAGGUUUCGCAUUCCCCCCGGCCCGAUUUUGAGAGCCCAAACGAGGAAACGCCCUCCACCACGGUGGAGAACCUUCCGCCGGUCUCCGCCGAGGAUUUCAACGGCCUGCCCGACCUCUCCCGCAUGGCGUUUCAUCUGUUUUUCAUGACCACCGGUUGCUGGCCGAAGUUUGGCGAGAUUCUCAACUUCCGCCUGCCCGCUUCUUUGGUUCGAUUAACGCGGAAUGUUGAACUUUUCUACCAGACGAUUCGCCCGACGCGGCGUCUUGCCUGGCUGCACCACCUCGCGCAGGGGAGUUUGCGCGCCCAACUCACCCCGGACGGCGCGGUGUGGGAGCUCGCAGGGACGUUUCUGCAAUGCCUGAUGCUCCUUAAAAUGGACGACCUGAGUGAUUCCCCGGGGAAAAGCGAGGGCGCGGCGGAUGCCCCGCUCCGCCCGAUUCCCAUUUUGGAGCUUUGCCAGCAGGUGGGGGUCGACCUCGACGCCCCCGAGGUGGCGAGGUCGUUGAUGGGGUUAUGCCAGGAGGGGUUUCCGCUUUUGGUGCGCGCCCGCCCGGGGGGUUCGACGGGGGCCUCAAGCCCGCCUUCCUCGCCCGGCACGCGCGAGCAGAGCGCGGCGACGUUCUCGAGCCCCGGCAAGGGCGGGAGCCCGAAUGGGCUGUUCAAGCAGGAUUAUGUGCGGUUGAAUACGGCCUUUACCUGCCCGACGCCGUUCGCGCGGAUGCCUUUUCAGCAUUUCAUGAAGAACGGCUUCGACGAUGCCUCCACCGCUUCUAUGGAAGAGCAGCCUUGGCAGAAGUUCGGGCAUUUUUUGAUGAUUUCGAUUAUUAAAUACAUCAAGCCCAAAGGCGUCGUGAAACACGAGGAGCUCUUCGCGAAUAUUUUAUCGCAAAAGUUUAACUUUGCGCUCGACGAGGGACUCAUCAAGCUCACAAUCGAAAAACUCAUCGAUCGAGGCAUUAUCGAGCGGAGUGGGAGAGAGGAAUACACAUAUGUCUUUUAG